AAAAAGAAACAUUAAAGAAACCCCGAACAGACCCAGUGGCCUGGUGCAGGGGUGCUGGUGGCAGACCGUGCUGGAGGGGGAGCACGGUGACCCUGGCAGCAGAAUGGGGCCGGACUAAGGUCGUGGCAGGGCAAUGGCAGGGUGUAGGUGGAACCCAGGCAUGCCUUGCGACCCGUUGUGGAUAGAGGGGAAGACUAGCAUCUCAGAGGCAAGGAGGGUGCGUGACGAGGGACUGAGUUGGGCAGUGUCCAGAACCUGUGGUUCCCAGCGGUGGCGAACUGUGGUGAGGACGGAGGGUCCCGGCACAGGUUUGUGAGGGGCAGUUGUGUGCAAGAUGCAGAAAGGGAGAUGACCACGGGAAGCUUAGUGUGUGGGCUCAGCACACGAGGACAGUCUGGACUGAGACACCAGGGCUUGUCAGCCUUGGGGCACUGAGGACCAGGAGCCCAGGCCGUCCCUGGGCCUUGGGCACCUUGGCAGUUACCAGGGUGGGGCUGGACCCCCAGUAGGUCGCCGUCUUAGAAGCGGCCGUGUUUCCAAAGUGCAGAGCCCCACUCGGCCCUCGGGGUCUGAUUCCACGGGUCUAGAGUGGGGCCGAGGGUCUCUUAAAGUCUCUGAGAUUCCGAAGUGAGCCGGGUCUGCAUGGCACUAACGGGGCUGAGCGGGAGUCAAAGAAAGGGCCCCACAGCGCGCUCUCAGCCUGAGAAGAGCCUGUCUGCAUGCUGUCACGCUGCAUUGGUUCAUUCAACAUAUUUAUUGAAUGUCCGCCGGUGGUGGUUGGGGGUUCUGCAGUGAACAAAACCAGUUCCUACCCUUGGCAAGCUUCCACUCCGGGGCACAGGUGGCAGGCUUUGCCACCAAACUUGGACCCUCCCUGCCCGGCCUCGGGGCGGUGGCAGGACCCGUGGAGCCCUGGGGCCAUGGCACUGGAAGCUUUGGGGAACAGUGGGGAGGUCCCUCGGAGCGGGCUCACUGCCAGUGGCAUCUCUGAGCAGGCUGAGCGGCCUGCUCUGGCUGGCAGGACAGUCCUGGCAUCGCUGAGGGAGAGCAGGUGGGGACGGCUGGGGCUCUGCGUGACCUCCCCGUGUGCCACACGUUGGGCACAUACGUAUGUACACCUCACAGAUGAGGAAACUGAGGCCCGCAAUUGUGACAUGUCCACCUAGCAAGAGGCCAGGCUGGGGUUUGAACCGAGAUCAGACUCCAAAGGUUUGUGCCCUGAACUCUUGGGCAGUGACACCGAGCCCUGGAACUAAUGCCCUUUGUGAGGUGGCCCUGGGAGUUGGCAGUGGUUCCGUCCUGCUGGGGGAGGGGCAGGCAGAAGCCAGGGUCAGGGACCUGAGGAGAUGGUUCUUGCCAUGCUGGGGGCUCUGUACCCCAGGGCCGGGCUGAGCCUCUUCCUCCUGGACCUCGUCUUGGCAGCCGCACUCCUCGGCCCCCAGCCACCGAGGCCUCAGCGAUCUGUUCCUGAAGAAUUUUCAGGCCCUCUAGAACUCUCGCAGCCAUUUUCCGGCCUGGUGGAUGACUAUGGGAUUCGACCCAAGCAUCCCUGGCCGCGAGGGCCUCGACCCCUGCUCUCCCAGGCCCAGCAGCGCAAGCGGGACGGGCCAGACAUGGCAGAGUAUUACUACGACGCACACCUGUGACGGGAGCCCCUUAUAAAGCUAUUCUGGGCAGCAAA
Molecule: messenger RNA, 1681 nt
Organism: Felis catus (domestic cat)
Lineage: Eukaryota; Metazoa; Chordata; Mammalia; Carnivora; Felidae
Gene: FREY1
Product: chromosome D1 C11orf94 homolog
Exons: 3
Coding region: 1347-1646 (99 amino acids)
Source: RefSeq, a predicted model, not a curated record